CGCGUGGGUGGGACCAAUCAAUCAGCCGGCUCGUUGUUCUCAUUGGUUCAUUCAGGUGGCUGUGUGGGCUGCGUGAAUAAAAGUAUGGAGACUGAAUCCAAGUAAGAGCAAACCGUAGAUGGAUAAAGAGUGACUCUAUCAAAGGACACGAGAACAAAGAAGUUUCAGCCAGCUUCCCCAAGUGAUCGCCUUGACGCUUGGAGAACAAGAAGCUUUGUAGGUACUCAAGGUAACAGGAGAUUUGCUUUGGCACACGUGCCGCACUGUAUACAAAAGGUUUUGGAUAUUAAACUGGAAUCGCUGGAGAUGAUGGAGUGGUAUGUUUUGGUGUUGAUGCUGAGCUUGCCAACAUUGAGUCAGGCAGAUUGUUCAGCGCAAUGCCUGAGAUGCGCGCAACAGAUCUCCGACCUGGACUCUGCAGUGAACCGCUUGACUUGUACUUUAGAAUGUGAAGGCGCCGUUCCAUCUUCUAGUACGCUAGACAGAUGUGAGAAGGCUUUAAAGGAGCUUUCAGAUGAAUUCGCGGACCUCAACCCAGACGCCGACGGAGAACGAAGCGCGUUAAACGCGGAGGACCUCCAAGAGAAAGCAUCCAACCUGGUCAAACGAUACGGGGGCUUCAUCAAGAGGAUCGAUAAGAACAAAAACAAGUUUUUCGCCUCACCCUGGAAGGAGAACGCCAUACUAAAAGGAUUGUUCGCGAAGAAAUACGGCGAAUCGCUCUCGAAACUGGGCGAGCGAGACGUCCCGUCGAUAACGGAAGACGAUGAGGGCGAAGGUGUAACCGCGGAAAACGAAACGGGAGUUUAUGAUAACGACGUUCCUUUAAACGAAGUUAAACGUUACGGCGGCUUUCUCCGCAAAUUCGGGCCAAAAAGAAGCAGCUUUGUAGAUAACGCCAGCCCGCAGGCGCUGCAGAAGAGAUACGGCGGGUUUAUGCGAAGAAUUCGCCCGAAGUUGAGAUGGGACAACCAAAAGCGAUACGGCGGCUUUUUACGGCGCCAUUUUAAAAUCUCCGUGCGCUCUGACGAAGAGCCCUCAUCCUACGAGGACUAUGCUUUAUAGGCUCUUGUAUAAUAGAUAACCCAAUCAGAACUCAUUAAGCCAACGCAUUUCAGUUUUCCCCCUAAAUAUCAUGAUCUUACACGUAUUGAGGCUGUUUUACUAUCCCAAAAAGCUGCUGACCUCUGGACGACAUCAAUCACCACUGUCAACUUGUCAAUCAUGCGCUCAGGACGUUUCAGUGACCGACCACUUGUUGUUUCCCGUUAACUUUACCCUGUGUAAGCAAUCAGUACAUACUGCAGAUGAUGCUUGUUUAAGAUGACCAAUAAAGGGCAAGAACUUUACCUGCUAAAAUUGUUCGGUAAAUGCUUUGUGUGACUUUUUCCCCU
Labeo rohita (rohu) is the source of this 1394-nucleotide messenger RNA. It is a transcript of the gene pdyn, whose product is annotated as prodynorphin. Gene Ontology annotation, molecular function: opioid receptor binding. The coding region runs from base 307 to 1065 and encodes 252 amino acids. Gene Ontology annotation, biological process: neuropeptide signaling pathway; chemical synaptic transmission; sensory perception. NCBI's taxonomy places the organism in Eukaryota, Metazoa, Chordata, Actinopteri, Cypriniformes, Cyprinidae. Gene Ontology annotation, cellular component: axon terminus; neuronal cell body; dendrite. The transcript has 3 exons. The record is from RefSeq and is a predicted model, not a curated record.